CAGAGAGAGAGAGACAUUUAAAGAGUCACCGCAGCUCUACGACUCUACACUGCAGUACUACACUUAACUAAGUUUUACUAGCACUUAAGCUUUACUAGCACUUGUGUCUUAGUUUUCUUUAUGUAAUACUUACCAGUUAGGUUUCCCAAAUCAGCUCGUGUGAGGAAGCGGCUUGGACAACAUUGCGCGUGUUUCUCAGCAGUGAACAGUCUUACAGUAUUGCAUUCAGUGUAUUACUGUAAUUUUACAGCAGUAUUAGAGUAAACUCAUCAUUGUUGAAGAUGAAGGGAGUGUGCGUGUUGCUGCUGCUGCUGUUCUGCGCAUGCGCAAAGUUCGCCGGAGCCUGCAGCUGUUCUCCUGCGCAUCCUCAGCAGGCUUAUUGCGAUGCCGAUGUCGUUAUAAGAGCCAAACUAGUCGAAAAGAAGGUGGUGGUGACUCGCAAUGACGCCAAAAUGGUCCAGUACGAUGUCAAACAGAUCAAGAUGUUUAAAGGUCCCGAUCGGGAAGUGGAUACCAUCCUCACAGGUUUCUCCUCAUCUUUAUGUGGGGUUAAUCUUGAGACCAGUGGUGAAAAUGAAUAUCUGAUCACAGGUCGUCUGGUUUCAAAUGGCACAUUAAGUGUCAAUCUUUGUGACUAUGUUAAAACUUGGGAGUCUCUAAGUAUGACUCAGAAAAAGAGUUUGGGUCAGCGCUAUCAGAUGGGCUGCGACUGCAAGAUCGUUCAGUGUCCUUCAAUUCCCUGUUCCAUUAAUAAUCCCAGCGAGUGUCUGUGGACUGACUGGGUGAUGGAGGAAAAGCUUCAAGGCAGCCAGGCUCAGUACAACACCUGCAUUAAGAGACAUGAUAACAGUUGUGCAUGGUACCGUGGAUUUGCCCCACCUAAUCGAGAGUUCAUGGACAUCGAGGAUCCAUAAAGUAGUCUCCGCUGUCAUCAACUAUCCUGUCAAGAAAAUGUCCUGCUUUUUAUCUGACAAUAAUAAAAAAAACAUUAUAAACAUUG
Messenger RNA from Misgurnus anguillicaudatus (oriental weatherfish), 1000 nucleotides. RefSeq names its product TIMP metallopeptidase inhibitor 2b (gene timp2b). Gene Ontology annotation, molecular function: metalloendopeptidase inhibitor activity; protease binding. Gene Ontology annotation, biological process: response to hormone; response to cytokine; negative regulation of endopeptidase activity. Gene Ontology annotation, cellular component: extracellular matrix. The record is from RefSeq and is a predicted model, not a curated record. NCBI's taxonomy places the organism in Eukaryota, Metazoa, Chordata, Actinopteri, Cypriniformes, Cobitidae.